This is a messenger RNA of Lipotes vexillifer (Yangtze River dolphin), 1872 nucleotides long. It is a transcript of the gene ZNF274, whose product is annotated as zinc finger protein 274. Gene Ontology annotation, biological process: regulation of transcription by RNA polymerase II. Gene Ontology annotation, cellular component: nucleus. The record is from RefSeq and is a predicted model, not a curated record. Gene Ontology annotation, molecular function: DNA-binding transcription factor activity, RNA polymerase II-specific; RNA polymerase II transcription regulatory region sequence-specific DNA binding. NCBI's taxonomy places the organism in Eukaryota, Metazoa, Chordata, Mammalia, Artiodactyla, Lipotidae. The transcript is spliced from 7 exons. Bases 1 to 1872 code for a protein of 623 amino acids.
AUGGCCACCGGGCUUCCGACGGCCUGGUUCCGUGAACCAGUGACCUUUGAAGAUGUGACCCUGGGUUUUACCCCGGAUGAGUGGGGAAUGCUGGACCUCGAACAGAAGUCCCUGUACAGGGAGGUGUUGCUGGAGAACUACAGGAACCUUGUCUCAGUGGAACAUCAGCUUUCCAAGCCAGAUGUGGUAUCUCAGUUAGAGGAGGAGGAAGAGCUCUGGUCGGUGGAGAGAGGAAUUCCUCGAGACACCUUUUCAGAGUGUCCUGAGGCUCAGUUGGACCCUCAGUUCCAUCCUUUUCCUGCUGGGAAUCCCCUGAUGAAGAUCGAGAUUGUUGAAAUCCUCACACUGAACGAGGAGGUGGCUCUUCCCCGGAACGCCCAGAUCCGCGCCCUCUAUGCUGAAGAUGAGGGUCUGAACCCAGACAUCCUCAGGGAGCCCACUCAACAUCUGGAUAAGCAUCUAACUGACCCUGAGACCGCUCGCCAGAGGUUCCGGGGGUUCCGCUUUGAGGAGGUGGCAGGGCCCCGAGAAGCCCUGGCCCGGCUGCGUGAGCUGUGCCGCCAGUGGCUGCGGCCCGAGGUUCACUCCAGGGAGCAGAUGCUGGAGCUGCUGGUGCUGGAGCAGUUCCUGGGCGCGCUGCCCGGGAAGCUCCGGAUGUGGGUGGAGUCGCAGCACCCAGUGGACUGCCAGGAGGCAGUAGUCCUGGUGGAGGAUGUGACCUGGAUCUCUGAGGAGGAAGCACUGCCCACCCAGGGCCCCACCAGCUCUCUCCAGACCACAGCUCAGCAGGAGGAGGACAUGGCCACCAGACUGGUGAAGGCACUGCCUGAGGAACCGGUGACCUUCCUGGAUGUGGCUGUGGACUUCAGCAGGGAGGAGUGGGGGCUGCUGGACCCGACACAGAGGACCGAGUACCACGACGUGAUGCUGGAGACCUUUGGACACCUGGUCUCUGUGGGGUGGGAGACUACUCUGGAAAGCAAACAGUUAACUCCAAACCCCAACACACCCGAGGAAGAGCCAGCCUGCCACCUGAAAGUGGAGGAAUUCUCGAGGGAUGACACCCAGCCCUCUACCUCAGGAGACACCUUGCAGGCUGGGGCCCCGGAGGUCUUGGACACAGCGUUGAAACCAGUAGUGCUCACUCAGGAAAAAACCCUCCCUCAGAAGCCACCCAGUGAAAGCCCCAAACCCCAGGCAAGCACAGGUCCCGACACAAGCCACAUCUCCCUUCAGAAGACCAUUCCUAGAAAACGCUUGCGCAAGCGUGACCCCAGGGUCAAAAAGAUGACACACAACCCCUGUGUAAAACUUCAUCAGAAGAGCUGCAGCAGGGGAAAGGACCAGGAGAGUGGGAGCUGUGGGAGAACCUUACCCCGGAGCACUCAACAGAUCACGUUUACGCGAAUUCACAAAGGGAGCCAGGUGUGCCGAUGCAGCGAAUGCGGGAAAACCUUCCGGAACCCCAGGUACUUCUCCGUGCAUAAAAAGAUCCACACGGGAGAGAAGCCCUACGUGUGUCCGGACUGCGGGAAGGCGUUCGUGCAGAGCUCCUCCCUCACGCAGCAUCAGAGGGUUCACACUGGGGAGAGACCCUUUGAGUGUCAUGAGUGUGGAAGGACUUUCAACGACCGCUCGGCCAUCUCCCAACACCUGCGGACUCACACCGGGGCCAAGCCCUACCCAUGUCAGGACUGCGGCAAAGCCUUCCGCCAGAGCUCCCAUCUCAUCAGGCAUCAGAGGACUCACACCGGCGAGCGCCCCUACACCUGUAACAAGUGCGGAAAGGCCUUCACCCAGAGCUCGCACCUGAUAGGGCAUCAGAAAACGCACAGCGGGGUGAAAUGCAAGAAGAAACAGCCUACCUCGUAG